Molecule: messenger RNA, 469 nt
Organism: Miniopterus natalensis
Lineage: Eukaryota; Metazoa; Chordata; Mammalia; Chiroptera; Miniopteridae
Gene: CST11
Product: cystatin 11
Biological process (GO): defense response to Gram-negative bacterium
Cellular component (GO): cytoplasm; nucleus; sperm flagellum
Molecular function (GO): cysteine-type endopeptidase inhibitor activity
Source: RefSeq, a predicted model, not a curated record
AUGGCCAGACCCUGGCUGGCCCCACAGCUUCUACUGGCCGUUCUGGUGGCCCUGGUGGCCCUCACCUACCAAAUAAAGAGGAAAACCUUCAUAAGUGUCCAAGAAGUGGCUGCAUCACAGAGCUAUGUGGUCGCUGCCAUGCAGUUCGUGACCAGUGAGUUCAACAAGGAAAGCAAGGACAAGUACAGCUUCCGCAUCGUGCGCGUCCUGAAGGCCAAGGAGCAGGUUACUGACCACAUGGAGUACCACGUGAACCUCGAGAUGCGGCGAACCACCUGUGAAAGACUAGAGGCCCAGAACUGCACCUUUCAGGAAGGGGAGCUUUACAAGCAAAUUGAGUGCUUCUACUCAGUGUUUGCUGUUCCCUGGUUUGAAAAGUACAAAAUUCUGAAGAAAAAUUGCACCAGUGACUAGGCGUCCUGGAGCCCACGCCUGUGGGCUCCUGCAACGAGCAGUGAUUCCCAGGAUG